Molecule: messenger RNA, 3299 nt
Organism: Lentinula edodes (shiitake mushroom)
Lineage: Eukaryota; Fungi; Basidiomycota; Agaricomycetes; Agaricales; Omphalotaceae
Product: rRNA-processing arch domain-containing protein
Exons: 10
Coding region: 41-3241 (1066 amino acids)
Biological process (GO): maturation of 5.8S rRNA; RNA catabolic process
Cellular component (GO): nucleus
Molecular function (GO): RNA binding; ATP binding; RNA helicase activity
Source: RefSeq, a predicted model, not a curated record
CACGGCUUAAUGGGAAUUGAAAUUUUUGACUUCUUACACUAUGGACUCAACCGAUUUUUUUUCUUUUCUUCAUGGUGCCCCCGCAGAAUCUGAAAAAAACGACAUGGAUGAAGAGAUGGAGGAGGUUGAUCCUCUAGAAACACUCCCACAAAAGCGAAAAGCAACAGAAUCUUUUUCAAAACUUCCAGAUGAUUCAAGUUCAUCCAAGAAGGCCAAAAUGGAAGCCACACCUGCUACUGAAUCUAUAUCAAAUCCGGUUGUUCUCGAUGACUUUGAAACAGAAGCCAAGCGAGAAGUUGCUGCCAGCGCUGGCUUAACGGGAGGCGUUGAAGCUGGUUCACGGUUAGAAUUAAGGCAUCAGGUUCGACAUCAAGUUGCAGUUCCCCCAGGAUACCCCUACAUCCCAAUUUCUCAACAUGUACCUCCUGCAAAACCUGAUCGAGAAUAUAAAUUCGAACUGGAUCCUUUUCAGAAGGUUUCUGUCCACGCUAUUCAAAGAAACGAAAGUGUUCUUGUGUCUGCGCAUACCAGUGCAGGUAAGACUGUCGUGGCAGAAUAUGCCAUCGCCCAUUGUCUGGCGCGGAAACAGCGUGUAAUCUAUACGAGUCCCAUCAAGGCUCUCAGUAAUCAAAAAUAUCGCGAAAUGCUGGCUGAAUUUGGGGACGUUGGCCUUAUGACUGGAGACGUCACAAUCAAUCCCUCCGCAACUUGUCUCGUUAUGACUACCGAGAUUUUACGCUCAAUGUUAUACCGAGGCUCUGAAAUUAUGCGUGAAGUCGCAUGGGUUGUUUUCGAUGAAAUACAUUACAUGAGAGACAAGGAACGAGGUGUAGUCUGGGAAGAAACCAUCAUCCUCCUUCCCCAUACUGUCCGAUAUGUCUUUUUGUCUGCAACAAUACCAAAUGCCAUGCAGUUCGCCGAAUGGAUAUGCAAAUCGCAUGAACAGCCUUGUCAUGUCGUUUAUACCGACUUCCGACCCACUCCAUUGCAGCACUAUCUUUUCCCGAAAGGCGGCGAAGGCAUAUAUCUUGUCGUUAAUGAGAAGGGCGAAUUCCGAGAAGACAAUUUCAGUAAGGCUAUGGGUGAAAUACAGGAACGCGCAGGAGAAGACCCUGCUGAUCCUCGAAGCGGAAAAGGAAGAAAGGGAAAAUCAAAAAAGGGCGGCGAAAAGAAAGCUGUCUCCGACAUUUCUCGAAUUAUCAAAAUGAUCAUGGUAAAAAACUACAAUCCGGUCAUCGUGUUUUCGUUCAGCAAGCGUGAAUGUGAAGCCAACGCGCUGCUAAUGUCUAAAUUCGAGUUCAAUUCUACGGACGAGCAAGAUCUCGUUACGAAUAUCUUCACCAAUGCUAUCGAGAAUCUUUCUCCCGAUGACCGAAAUUUACCUCAAAUAGCCCAGCUACUUCCCCUUUUGAGGCGUGGCAUCGGUGUCCAUCACAGUGGUCUUCUUCCUAUUCUGAAGGAGGUCAUCGAAAUCUUGUUCCAGGAAGGACUCAUCAAGGUUCUUUUCGCUACAGAGACUUUUUCUAUCGGUUUGAACAUGCCUGCUAAAACAGUUGUGUUCACUGACACACGCAAGUACGAUGGACGCGAACAAAGAAGCUUAUCUUCUGGCGAGUAUAUCCAGAUGUCUGGACGAGCUGGUCGUCGUGGGCUCGACGACCGAGGAGUGGUGAUCAUGAUGUGUGACGAGAAGUUGGAACCCAGCGUAGCCAAGGAAAUGAUCAAAGGAGAAGCAGAUCGUCUUGAUUCGGCUUUCCAUAUCGGUUACAACAUGGUAAUGAAUCUCAUGAAGGUGGAGGGCAUUAGUCCAGAAUUUAUGUUGGAACGUUGCUUCCACCAAUUUCAGAGUAGUACAGGCAUACCGAAACUCCAAGAAGAACUGAAAACCGAAGAGAGAAGAAAGGACGAUAUUUCAAUACCAGACGAAGAACGUGUUGCCGAAUAUUAUGAAUAUCGUCAACAGUUAGAUCUGAUGGCAGCCGACUUUCGAGAAGUCAUAACACAUCCCAACUAUGCUUUACCGUUCCUUAAGCCCGGACGUCUUGUAAAAGUCAAGUAUGGCAAUCUGGACUUUGGUUGGGGCGUCGUCAUCAACUUCAGCAAGCGUUCACCCCCCAAAAAUCAGCCUAUGCUCAAGGUCGACAUCCCGCCUCAUGAACAAUAUAUUGUCGACGUCCUACUGAAUUGCGCGUCUGGGGGAAGUGUUUCCACGAAGGACAAGAUCAACCCAACGCCUACGCCUGGAGGCAUUCAACCAUGUCCGCCGAAUCAAAAAGGUUCUCCGCUCGUGGUCCCAGUAAUUCUUUCCACACUUGAAGGGAUAAGCCAUCUGCGUAUAUACCUUCCCAAAGAUCUACGACCCGAUCUCAAUCGCGAAACGGCGUGGAAGAGUAUUCUUGAAGUUCAGCGUCGUUUUCCGGACGGCGUCCCACUUCUCGAUCCAGUGAAGGAUAUGAAAAUCAAGGAUGAGAAAUUUACUGCCCUUGUUCAGAAAAUUGAAGCAAUGGAAGACAAGAUGUACAAAAAUCCAUUGCAUACAGAUCCUCGGCUUUCUGAAUUAUAUGCCAUGUAUAAAAAUAAGAAGGAGCUACAAGACUCGAUUCGGUCUCUGAAGAAACGUAUACAGUCAACACAUGAUGUUCUUCAAAUGGAAGAACUGAAAUGCAGGAAACGGGUACUACGUCGGUUGGGUUUCACAAGCGCAAUGGAUAUCGUGGACACCAAAGGAAGAGUCGCUUGCGAAAUCAGUACCGGGGACGAACUUUUGUUAACGGAGCUCAUCUUCAAUGGAGCAUUUAAUACACUGGCUCCAGAACAUUGUGCGGCUCUCCUCAGCUGCUUUGUAUUUGAUGAGAAGAGCGAAAAACAGACCAAGCUUAGUGAAGAGCUCGCUGCUCCGUUGCGCGUAAUGCAAGAACUCGCCAAACGUAUCGCCAAAGUGUCCAUCGAAUCCAAGUUGCCGCUGGAUGAGGAGAAAUAUAUCGCCUCGUUCAAGGUAGAGUUAAUGGAUGCUGUGAUGCAAUGGUGCCGCGGGGCGUCGUUCUCUGAUAUUUGCCAGCUCACCGACAUAUUCGAGGGCAGCAUCAUCCGUGUGUUUCGGCGAUUGGGAGAGCUACUGCGUCAGAUGGCAAUGGGCGCUAAAGUGAUUGGCAACACAGAGCUUCAGGAAAAAUUUGAGAAGACCUCAGAGAUGCUUGAACGUCCAAAUUCUGUGAUCUUCUGUUCCUCAUUAUAUUUGUAGAGGAUUUUCCUAUAUCGAGUAUACAUACAACCAUCAUUGAAUGCAUAGUGUGAGGAAC